This is a messenger RNA of Aspergillus vadensis CBS 113365, 761 nucleotides long. RefSeq names its product mediator of RNA polymerase II transcription subunit 31. Gene Ontology annotation, cellular component: mediator complex; core mediator complex. Gene Ontology annotation, biological process: regulation of transcription by RNA polymerase II. The transcript has a single exon. The record is from RefSeq and is a predicted model, not a curated record. Lineage: Eukaryota; Fungi; Ascomycota; Eurotiomycetes; Eurotiales; Aspergillaceae. Gene Ontology annotation, molecular function: transcription coregulator activity. Bases 164 to 619 code for a protein of 151 amino acids.
CGGAGGUGAGCCUGUCUUGGCAACCUCCAACUGGUCGCGCGGUCUAUCUGAAUAGCUCCGACUCGUUGCAACCUACACACCACCAACAUCUUUCUUGACUUCCAAGUCUCAGUCACCGACCCCCUCGGUCCUCUGGCUCGUUCGAGAGCAUCGUCGUCGCGUCAUGGAGCAGCCACCCCCAACCGAUCAACCACAACAGCCUCCGCCUCCGACCCUCACAAACCCUCGCUUCACCCUCGAGCUAGAGUUUGUGUCUUCUCUCGCCAAUCCCUACUACCUGUCCCACCUCGCCGUGACAUAUCCGAAUCUGCUGGGCAUAAACAAGUCCGGUGAUGACAGCGACGUCAACAAUGAUUCUGCAGACCCCGACGCGCAGGCAUUUGCAGCAUACCUGGCCUACCUCUAUUCCUACUGGAAGACCCCCGAAUACGCCCAGUUCCUGACCCAUCCCGGUGCCACUUUGCGGGCGCUACGACUACUGCAGGAGGAGAACUUCCGUCGCGACAUCAUUCGCCCCGACGUCAUUGAAAGGCUAGCGGGGACCGAUGUCGCCGCCGAACCCGUCGACACAGCUGCGGAGUCUGGAGACCAGGAGGGCGAACAAGCCAAAGCAAGCUAGGAAAAUGCGCAGUGACACUGGAAGUAGCAGGAAACAGGCGUGCUGCACAUUGGGCUCGACGUGGAUUGGUUCAGUGGUUUGCCCGGGACGAUGUCUUGCUCAAGCUCCAGCCACUGUCUUCUACUACUAGGCUGCGGAGAGG